This is a messenger RNA of Pelmatolapia mariae (spotted tilapia), 1920 nucleotides long. Its product is annotated as zinc finger protein OZF-like. Gene Ontology annotation, molecular function: DNA-binding transcription factor activity, RNA polymerase II-specific; RNA polymerase II cis-regulatory region sequence-specific DNA binding. The record is from RefSeq and is a predicted model, not a curated record. NCBI's taxonomy places the organism in Eukaryota, Metazoa, Chordata, Actinopteri, Cichliformes, Cichlidae. Gene Ontology annotation, biological process: regulation of transcription by RNA polymerase II. The transcript has 5 exons. Bases 1 to 1509 code for a protein of 502 amino acids.
AUGUUUUUUAUACAGUGGUGCGACUGGAGAGCUUUGCUGCGUCUCUUUAGCCAGAUUGACGACACCAUCAAGAGGGAUAGGCUCAACACUGCGUACGAGGAGGGAGACAUGCAAGCAUGGGACCUCUCAGACUCGCCAGACUCUGAAUUGCCCGAGUAUUACUUUGACACCCACUGUGAUGAUGUGAUGCUGAGGCUCAAGACAUUCCGAUUCAUCCCCGCCACACGCUUACCACGUGGGUCUCUGCUCCCUGACCUGUUUCCUGUUUGGAAAGAGUUCCAGCUUCAUCACGGAGUUUCUCUCGGUUUGUGGGCUCAUCUAAAGGACCAACGUGGAUCGAGAAGUCAGCGCUCUCAGGAGGCCGACAAUUUCGUUGAAGAAAGAAGUGGAAGAAAAAAAUACAACCGUGACGAGUUUGGGAAAUAUUUUACUGUGAAAGCUUCCCUAAAAAUGCAUCAGGUCAUCCACACCGGAGAGAGACCAUUCAGCUGUGGAGACUGUGGAGAGUCUUUUACCAGGUCUGGACACUUAAAAAGACACCAACUCAUCCACAGUGGAGAGAGACCGUUCAGCUGUGACGAGUGUGGAAAGUCUUUUACCAAGUCUGAAAACUUAAAAACACACCAACUCAUCCACACUGGAGAGAGACCGUUCAGCUGUGGAGACUGUGGAAAGUCUUUUACCAGGUCUGGACACUUAAAAAGACACACACUCAUCCACAGUGGAGAGAGACCGUUCAGCUGUGACGAGUGUGGAAAGUCUUUUACGCAGUCUGAAAACUUAAAAACACACCAACUCAUCCACACUGGAGAGAGACCGUUCAGCUGUGGAGACUGUGGAAAGUCUUUUACGCAGUCUGGAAGCUUAAAAACACACCAACUCAUCCACAGUGGAGAGAGACCGUUCAGCUGUGGAGACUGUGGAAAGUCUUUUACGCAGUCUGGAAGCUUAAAAACACACCAACUCAUCCACACUGGAGAGAGACCGUUUAGCUGUGGAGACUGUGGAAAGUCUUUUACCGAGUCUGGAAGCUUAAAAACACACCAACUCAUCCACACUGGAGAGAGACCGUUCAGCUGUGACGAGUGUGGAAAGUCUUUUACGCACAUUUCAAACUUAAAAUCACACCAACUCAUCCACAGUGGAGUUAAAGCGUACACCUGUGAUCAGUGUGGCAGAGCUUUUACUCACAGUUACAGCUUACAGAGUCAUCUAGUUACCCACUCUGGAAUUAAGGCGUACAGCUGUGACAUUUGUGGAAAAACUUUCAGCCGGAUAGGGAGCCGAAAUAUUCACCUACGCAUUCACACCAGACAUGAUGUGUACAGCUGUGAUCAGUGUGGUAAACAGUUUACUACAAACACAGAGUUACGACGUCACAUGUUUACCCACACUGAGGAACGACCUUAUAAAUGUGACCUGUGUGAGAAGACUUUUAAAUCUCCACGUUGCCUGAGACGACACCAACAGAUCCACACCAGAAAGACUCUACAAGUGCAGUUACUGUGAGAAGCAGAGCGACACAGAUGGAUCAAGUUCUCAACCCUGUCAUCGCUGUGGGAAAGACUUUUGUUGUGACCUUUGUGGAAAAACUUUAAGUCACUGAAGGACUCUGAAAAUACAUCAACGUAGACACACUGGAGACAAAAUGAACUACUGUAAAGAAUGCGGGAGAGGCUUCACCACUUCAAAGGACUUCAAACAAUAUGAACUCCUUCACAGUGGCGUUAAAAAGCAUGUCUGCGAUCAGUGUGGGUCAUCCUUCAUCAGUGCACGUCAGCUUGAAAAGCAUAAACGAGUCCACACAUGAGAGAAACCAUACAAGUGCAGACACUGUGACAAAACCUUUUCACAGUCAUGUGAUCAUACUAAGCAUGAACGCAGACACAUGAAAGAGAACUUCAUCACGGCACCCCCCGU